Molecule: messenger RNA, 5206 nt
Organism: Plodia interpunctella (Indianmeal moth)
Lineage: Eukaryota; Metazoa; Arthropoda; Insecta; Lepidoptera; Pyralidae
Product: tubulin polymerization-promoting protein homolog
Exons: 3
Coding region: 17-610 (197 amino acids)
Biological process (GO): positive regulation of protein polymerization; microtubule polymerization; microtubule bundle formation
Cellular component (GO): microtubule
Molecular function (GO): tubulin binding
Source: RefSeq, a predicted model, not a curated record
UAAAUUACAAGUGAAAAUGUCGGAGGCAGUAGUGGAACAGGUGACGCAGGAGGUAAAGGACGUCAAGCUUGAGAACGGGAGUGCUCCGGGCGCGUCCAACGGAACGUCCAGCGGAGACAAUGCAGUCUCUUUCAAGGAUGCUUUCAAAGCUUUCUCGAAGUUCGGCGACCCGAAAUCCGAUGGAAAACAAAUAACUCUUUCACAAAGCGAUAAAUGGAUGAAACAGGCCAAAGUGAUAGACGGCAAGAAGAUCACCACCACAGACACCGCCAUACACUUCAAGAAACUGAAGUCCCUGAAAGUUGGCGUCGAAGAUUACCAGAAGUUCCUCGACGACUUAGCGAAAAGCAAAAAGGUGGAACUCGAGGAUAUAAAGAAGAAAUUAACAACUUGUGGUCAACCAGGGGUUUCAUCUCAUGUCACAAAAUCUCCAGCAGCCGCGGCGGCCGUCGACCGCCUGACAGACACCAGCAAGUACACCGGCUCCCACAAGCAGCGAUUUGACGAGACAGGCAAGGGCAAGGGCAUUGCGGGCAGGAAGGACCUCGUCGACGGUUCCGGCUAUGUCUCGGGGUAUCAACAUAAAGACACGUACGACAAAAGCCACUAGCCACCCCAUAGGGACCACAAGUUUUGUGCACUAUACCUACCUACAUAUUACUUAUCAAAAAUAUUUCAAUCAUGUAUGUCCAAAAAUGUGUAGGUAUCUCAAGGUCUAAGUCACAGAGUUAUAUCGCCCUAUUUUUAUGAAGAUUUAUGUUCUAUGGUGCAUUGUAAAUGAUGAGGUACGAUGUGUGAUCGAUCUGCUGAAUGAAUUUUACUAAAAUUUCAAGUAAUAGAAUUUAAGCCAAGUGGCCAAUAAAAGACAUAAAAAAUUAACUGCAUAAAUGAUUAGGUUUGAUGUUUUUCGUUUUCAAUUCAAAGGACGGUAGCAGAUAGAUCCCACAGUGGGUGUGUUGGAAUCCCUUGCUUAAAUGCACCAUUGUGACAAAGUGAUAAAAUUAUUUUUUCAAUAUAAUAGUUAUAAAAUGGUAUGGCACCACGAAACACCACACCACAAUCAUAAUAACCUAAAAUAUAAUUAUAUACAACAUUCCUUCGUAUAUAUGUAAUUAUGAUGUUUAAAGUAAGAUUAAUUACAUAUUUUUUCAACAUAAAUAUCUCGCGGUAUUUAAGUUUCGUCCUAAUUCUAUGUCUAGUCGUACGAGUCCGUAUCCGUAGUACCUAUAGAUUAGAAUUACGUAUGUAAUAUGGUUGAAAUAAGUUGGGUUCAUCUUAUAUUUAAGAUGAACCCAACUUAUUAUAAAUACAAAAUAUUGAAUAUUAAAAAUAUCUUUACAUUUAGGUAAGAUUAUGCAUGCGCAUGUUCACAUUUGCUACAUAGACUACCUAGAAGCUUACAAAUCAAUAAUAAAAUGGUAACAUUUCCUGUGUACGUAAACGUUGAAUAUUGCUAUUGCUCCGCUAUGUAGCAAUAUUUAACUUCUUUCUCACGAGAAUUUGUUUGCGAAUUAUACCUAUAUAGUUUAUUUUUAAAACCUAUCUGUAUAGUUUUACUGUCGCUAGAAGGCAUACAUUUCACAUUGAAAAAAAUAUUUACGUAAGUAUAUGUUUUCAUUUCUAUGAUUAAAUAAUAAGUUAUGCCAAGAUUUACUAUAAGUUCGGCAAUAAAAAGCCCAUGUAGGUACCAACCAAACUUGAAGAAAAGCACAAUUCUUUCAAAAUUUAAUUACAAUUUAAUCUUCGUGAUAAUAAAUUAAUUGUAUAAUUACUAUUGUUCGUUGUUUUAUUAUAUUUUGUAUCUUCAAUAUAAUUAUUUUGAACCUAAUAAAAUUUGUAGGUACAUUAAAUACACACGAAUGAUUAUAAAAAUUGCAUGUACAAUACAUAUUAUGUAUUUAAAUUAAUAAACUAUUGUUUAUAAAUAAACAGGUUUAAUUUUAUAUUUUUAUUUUUUCCCUUUACGAGUAGCAGUAGCGGCCUUGUCUGGACUAUUACAUUACAGAGAAGAGUAUUAAGUAUGCACCUAUUUUGAUUAUCAUUUUAUAUAUUGAGUUGAUAAUAAACAAUACUGUUUGCAAUAAACAGAGAAAACCAAUAAUAUAAUAAAGUUUGCUUCCCAUAAAGUUAAAUAACAGCAAACCAGUAACAUAACAAAAGUACUUAUUAAAUAUUUCCUUUUGAUGUAGUAUAUUAUAUCUAGCCUAUGUAUAUUUAUAUCUAGCCUAGACAAAGAAAUUAACGGAUACAAUAAAAUUAUGUUCAAUAGAUACCAUUUUAUUCAACUUAAAAACUAAAAAUACAUGUGUAAAGCCUACUAUUUUACGAAAAUAUUAUAAUUACAUGAUAUCUACUAAUAAUUUUACAUACUGCAUAGAAUGUUCUACAUAUUUUCAAGUCUUAGUUUCACAGAAUGUUCUAAACAUUAUAUAGAUAAAUUUACAAAAUAAAAUUAUCACAUCUAAAACAAAUAAAAUGUAAUUUCCAUUGGGCGACGUUUUCCUAUUUACGACUCGACUCUUCCUAUCAUAUCUAUAAUUUUAUAAAUGAUACAUACUAAAGAUAAUAAUGUUAUGUGUAGUUGUAUGCAGUAAAAUCAUAAAAAUCUAUCAGUAUGUCAGUACUUUAACCAAAAAUUAGCUCGAGCUAAUUUUGAAGCUGCUUGAGCUCUAUGGUUAAGUUGCAACCCUUCCUGUAUGAAUGAAAUCUGUCUUCUGAGAAUGUAUGAAUUCCCAAAUAGAAAAUAAUAUAGACGCUUCGGAAAUACCUUGUAAGUCGCAAUCACAACUAUCGGGUCAUGUCAAGAUGGUCCCGCAUUAUACAACUUUUUUUUCCUAUUUUCUCUGAACUGUUAGUUGCAACAGUUAUGUUUAUGUUAACUAAAAGUUGCUAAAAUUAAAAUAGGUGUAACAUUAUAAAAAAAUACAACAUUAAUAUUACAUUUUAUAAGUAUUUAAUUUCGUAUCUAUAUUUCUAAACUAUGCUUUUUAUCGCACUAAAAAAAAAAACAAAAACUAGGCAAUUUUAAUGAUACUUAAUGGGAUAAAGCUGAUAAACGAAAACUUAUAACAGACUAGUCCAUUAACACAUAAUAGAGUAUAUUGAUUUAGGCACAUGACAUUGUAUUGCUUCAGCUGAAAGCAUCUUCUAUAUUUGUAUAGAUAAAAUUAUAUAGAGAUCUGUCUGUCUGGGAUUUAUGGUACUGAUAUUUUAAGUAUUAAUAAUAAACAUGGGUCUCAAGAAUAAAUGAAAAUUCAAUAUACUAAUUCGAGAAACCAAUUUCAAAUGUUAAAAACAUAAGUAAGUUUAUCAUCUAACAUAAGAUUAUUUAAAAAGCACGAGGCCUUCGUGCCAGUUUUGUUAGCAAACGUCAAUUUGACGAAGGGUUCUGUGGGAUCGAAGUGAGCCGAUAUAUAAGCCUGUGUGACUCCGGCUGUUAGCCACCAGGCGGCGUUGUUAAUAUAUGCUUGUAAAAACUCGCUUUUGGUUUUUGGUAAAAUUAAUCUACCUAACACAUUUACAUAAGAAACCGGUUUAAUAUUCGGAAUCUCUGAUAUCAUAAAUCUAUUGGGUGGAUCUCCGAGCGUUCCGACCGCUGCGGCCUCGCCGUCAUUAUUAUCCGUUAAUUUUCUUGAGGAAGCAAUCAUUUCCAAAAUCAAUCAUUAGAAUUGACAUUAAUCACAAUACACAUUAAUGAUUUUAAAUUAAGAUAGUAAAACUGAUUCUUGUCUUUGUUAAAAUUUGAAAAAUAACAUGACGCGCGGCCGCAGCGUUCGAAACGCUCGGAGAUCCACCCUAUUAACCUCUAUUAGGUGGCCUGGCGAUUUUACGUGAAGAUCAAGUUGUAGGUAGUUUCAAGUGGGGCAGAUUUUAUUUAUUAAAAUUUCCAAUAACAUGAAAUGAAAUUAGCCCUACAGCCACUGAGUCCACACGAACAAAAGUUAUUUAUUAAUUACUUAUUGAUUUUAUAACUUACACGGCAGCUCUUUGUGCAAAGAAAAACACUAUUUUAUUUAUAGAAAAUGUAUGUUAUGAUAUUCGGAAUGGAGGAACAGAACAGUUCUAUUUUUUAAGACAUUUUAUAAUGUUAAUAUUUGGUUACUUUGACUAAGUAUUAAAAUUCGUAUAUGAGGAUUUUAUGUAAUCAUCGCAAAAUUUACUUAGUUCAAUACAGAUAUUCCGGAUUAAGGCAUGCGUUACAAUGUAAUACAAAUAGACUAAUUUACAAAAAAUAAUUUGGAUAUUUUACAACAGCCCAUUGAAAAAAUGGCAACAUUGAUAAUUAUUUUGAUUAAUGUGAUUAACUGCAUUCGAUUACAUAUUUAAGCUUUUUAUUCAAUAGCAUAAACAUUGUCAAUUUACUAUACGUAGCUAAGACAUCAAAGCUAACAACACACAUGUGCAUGUUUCCAAUAAAACUUGUAUAUAUUUAAGCAAAAUAAUAUAUUUUUGAAGGAUUUAUAAAUAAUAUAAUAUUUUGUUGUCUGCAUAUACUACAAGUUUUAGUCCUAGUUUAAACCUCGCUUCAUAAAAAUUUACAGAUCCAUGAUACUAUUGAGCUAUUGGAAUUUUAUAUUGAGUCCGGCACAGAUGUUUCAACUUGACAUAGUAUAUGAUAACGAAAUUGUCAUUAUAAUAUGCAUAUCUUAUAGACUUUUUUUUCUUGAUAGGUUUUAGAAAUUUACUAAGUAUAAAAUACAAUUCGUUACAUUUCAGAUGAAAUGGAGUCUAAUAAUAGCAGUAAAAUAGUCAGACGCAUACAUUUUGCAAGAAAAUAAUGCAACUACCUAUAUUAUUCUAGAUAUUUGGUACAAAACCAAAUAUGUAUUAUAAUUCUAUACAUAUGGAAUUGAGAUAUUUAUUAGUAAUAUACCCUAGUCAUAAAAAUUUUAUCACAAUAACAAUAUACGGUACCUGAACUUACAUGGGGCCUUCGAUUGUGCUUACUUUCAUGGCAAAAUAGUAGACAGCACGACUACCCAGUAGAAAUGCAACUAAGAAUGCUCCCACAUAAGCAAUGUAGACUCCACUGCCGUGAUCCUUAGCUGCAGACAGCGUACCAAGAGUGACGCCGAGUGCGAUGGCCAAGAAUAUGAAUGAGAGUACAGCGAAUACCGUUCCACGGACACGAGCCAUACGGUGACCCACAGACGACACUUUCCGACAGUGCGGGCAUCGCACCGGCGCGUUCUUCAGUAACUGAUAC